UGGGGAAGAUUCAUACACCUUUACUCUCUAACAAAUCUCUACUAAACAGAAUUUUGUUCCCAUGGGUUUGCUUGGAAGAUUUUUACGGAGUCUGUUUGUAUACCAGUGGUUCAAAUGUCAGCUUCAAACAUACCAAAAGGGCUUACGACUUGAAUUGUCACAUGGAAAAAGAGAGGGCCCAAGCAUGCAGUACCGGGACGCUUACGCAUUCUUUGUUUUCCUUGUCUUCAUUAUGAUCAUCUUCAACUACAAGGACUACACAGAGCGUCUAAAAACCACAUCCAAGCCCUUUACACCAGCUAAGUUAUCUCCCUUAUUAUCAAACAUCACGCUGAUUCAGAGACUUAACAGGUCUCUGACAUUGGUACAGAGUGAUCGGGUCGCGGAGUGCAUCACAUCCUAUCGGAAUGCCAAGAGUUCCACCCCAAACGAAGUGAUGGACUCUGAAGCAUAUCUAAAUGCACAUUCCUACCUGAAUUCCAACAGUCUCAUCAUCGACCUCGGAGGCAAGUCUGCAGAGGAACUGAUCAAGCGAUACAAGCCACGUCUCACCGUCAUUUUGGAGCCAGUUCCGUACUUCUAUCAGGAGCUUGUCAAAAAAUUCACUGGCAUUCCUAACGUCGUGAUUUUUAAUUUUGGACUUGCUUCGAAAAAUGAUGUAUACAGAGCCAAGAUGGACAACCAUCCGGAUAUGUCUACGGAUGCAAACAGAAAUGUAAUUGUAAAAGUUGUCAAUGCGAGGGAUUUCUUUGUAGAGAUGGGUGUAGGAUUUUUCGAUGUUGAUUUGUUGAAUAUGGACUGUGGGGGCUGUGAAUAUGAUGUUUUGGAUGUAAUUCUCUCAUCAACACUCAUCAAGCACUUCAGAAACAUUGAAUUUCAACCACAUCCAAAAAAGAGUAUAUAUGACUCUGUUCGAAGAUAUUGUCAAUAUGAAGAAUUGCUUAAAGACACACACCAGAACGUCUUUAAUCAGAAACUUGUGAAGGAGAGUUGGUCUCGUUUGGAACUUCAAAAAUAGUGAAUAUUUUCGGUAGCCAGUCUGGUUAAUACCAUCAAAACGUGCUUAAAAUAUUCCAUUUAAAAACGUUACUUUUUACUGUAUUUAAAAAAAAAUUAUAAAAUCUGAUUUUAGAAGGAAUUUCUUCAUAUACAAUCCUACUCAACUGGUACAUAUAUGUAUAACCACUGUACGUGUGAUAGAUGGAUUUGUACAUCAUGUUUAAGGUUGAAUGUUUACAUAUUUAAAAUAUUAUUUAUAUAUGUCAUCUUAUAGUUGAAUUUAGUUCCAUGAAGAUUUAUAUAUAUAUAUAUAUAUAUAUAUAUACAUGUAGCCCAUGUUUCAUCAAUGAUAAUUCCAUGGGGAAGUUCUUUAGCCUAAAAUUUUCCACAGGAAAGCAUUAAAGAAUUUAAAGAAAAUCCCUGAACUAAUAUAUUUUCUAACUGUAUUUUUUAUCCUCGAACAAGUCCCUCUCUGGCCCCUAGUGUAAAAUUUUAGUAUUAAACUUUCGGGAGGGAUUUAUUUUGUGAACCUUUUUAAGCUAUUACCUAUAUGAAAAAAUCAAAAAAAUCAAAAAAUGCAAAAUUUAGACUUUAAUCUCCUAAUAACGUACAUUUGGUGGAACCAGACAAUAUUUUUCUUUCCAUCCGUCUUGUACAUAUGUAUACACUGUAUAUAUUUAUGUAAUGUUUAAGAUUAUCAGCACCCUAGCAGCUUCAUUUCUUGAGGGAUUUUGAUCAACACUUAUACACAAUUAUAAGGGUCUAUAAUAGUAUCUCAGAAAAAUUUGAGUUUCAGGGGUUUUGGGUCAAGGUUAACGUUACUGGUACUAUAUUAACAGGGGCCAGUAUAGUAUAGUAUAGGGGACUAAGUAUAGGGGACGUGUUUCUUAAACAAUGCCCAGUUUGCUUGUUAAUACUGUUAUAGUUUAACCCAAUAAUGCUUUUUAUUCCUUAUGGAAAAUGUUAUAUAAUGGACUUUUUUUCAGUUAACAAAUCCUGAUGAAACUUGGGUCAGCGUGUAUAUAUUACCAGGUAUAUAUAUUACCUGUACAUAUACUUGAAAAAUGAAAUGUUUUUGUGAUAAAAUAUACUUAUUCUUGUACAGUAUAUAUGUAUAUACAAAGGAAGACUCCUAUAAUUACUCCAUAGUCAGGGAACCACAAAAAUGGCUAAAGUGCUGUGAAGUAGAGUUUACACCCUGUCUUCUGAUAAAUAUUUUAAAAAAAUCAUGACUUAUUGAUUUCAACUAAUUGAUCAUGAAUAUAUACAUUGUAUACAUAUAUAUAUAUCUGAUAAUAGUUCAAAGUUCAUAUAUAUGAUUCAAGUAUGUAUAAUUCAUUACAAAACACAAAACAAAAAGUUGAUGGCUGGUGUAGCCAGUCUAGUAAAAUAAGGGAGCUUCUUAAAUCUUCAUUUUAUUAUUUUUUUUAUAUGUACAUAAUUAUAUGUGUGUGACAGCU
Pecten maximus is the source of this 2459-nucleotide messenger RNA. RefSeq lists its product as uncharacterized. Lineage: Eukaryota; Metazoa; Mollusca; Bivalvia; Pectinida; Pectinidae. The record is from RefSeq and is a predicted model, not a curated record. The transcript has 2 exons. The coding region runs from base 62 to 1018 and encodes 318 amino acids.